Messenger RNA from Cylas formicarius (sweet potato weevil), 1881 nucleotides. RefSeq names its product inhibitor of growth protein 5 (gene Ing5). Bases 185 to 997 code for a protein of 270 amino acids. NCBI's taxonomy places the organism in Eukaryota, Metazoa, Arthropoda, Insecta, Coleoptera, Brentidae. The transcript has a single exon. The record is from RefSeq and is a predicted model, not a curated record. Gene Ontology annotation, biological process: regulation of DNA-templated transcription. Gene Ontology annotation, cellular component: nucleus.
UAUAGUCAAUAAGAUUAUGUACCUUAGAUGGGAAUUUUUGUUUUUCAAAUAUGAAAUGUUAAACAAUAUACUAUGCUUCUGUCAAAUUAAAAAAAAAACAAAGAAAAACAUCAGCUUGUGCUCAUGUUGUCAUUGCAGAUAAUCAAAUUAAUAUAUGUUUUAUAAGAGGUAAUUUUCUAACGCAAUGACCUCAGCGCUUUAUUUGGAGCACUACCUGGACAGUCUAGAACACUUACCUAAUGAACUACAGCGUAAUUUCAAUUUAAUGAGUGAACUGGACAAAAGGGCGCAAGGCCUUAUGAAAAAUAUCGACGCACUAGCCGACAAAUAUCUACGAAAUUUAAAAUCCUUAAACACUGAUCAAAGGAAAGAACAAUUAGAUAAAAUACAAAACAUGUUUAAUAAGGCAAAAGAACUGGGUGAUGAUAAGGUGCAGUUAGCAAUUCAGACCUACGAACUUGUUGAUAAACAUAUUAGGCGUUUGGAUAAUGACUUGGCUAGGUUUGAAUCUGAAAUUCAAGAUAAGGCAUUAAAUUCUAGAAUACCAGAAGAACCCAAUGUUGGUAAAAAGGGUAGAAAGAAAAUUAAAGAAAGUAAAACUGAUAAGAAGAAAAGGUCUGGCAAUUCUAGUGAGGAAGAUUCUUCGGGAACUGUUAGAGGCAAUAAGAAAAAAAAACAAAAAGGUGUAGGAUCUGAUAAAGGUGGAAGUGGAGCCACUUCUGGUAAAGCUAGUGCCAAUGAAGUUGCAGAAGCAGUUGCAUCAGUUUUACCUGGCCUGGCCGGUAUUGCUCAUCCAAGUGACGUUUUGGAUAUGCCUGUUGACCCCAAUGAACCAACAUACUGUCUGUGCCAUCAAGUGUCUUAUGGAGAAAUGAUCGGUUGCGAUAAUCCUGAUUGUCCCAUUGAAUGGUUCCAUUUUGCCUGUGUUGGAUUGACCACCAAACCUAAGGGCAAAUGGUAUUGCCCAAAGUGUUCUCAAGAUAGGAAAAAAAAAUAGUCACUUCUAAAAGAUCAUUCCCAGUUAAAUAUUUAAUAAAACCACAAUGAACAUACAUAUGUUUUUAUAUUUUUUCUUAAAUAUUUAUUAUUUUUGUUAAUUAGUCUUAUAAUUUAAAAAUCAAGACAUUGGAAUUUAUAUUUUUGAAUCGUAAAAUAUUUUAUUAAUUUUGUGAUUCACUUAAUAUUUUAGUGUAAAAAUAAAUUUUCUUCGAAACAAUUUGUAAUAUUGUUGUUUUAUUUGGUUAGUUUCUGACUUGUUGUCCUUAGUCUAUAGGCUAAUUAAAUAACUUAUUCAAUCUUGGUAGGGAGGAGUCUUUAAAUUGAUUUCCAAGUGUAAGCAUUGAAAAUGGCAAGUGAGAUCUUAUCCAUUAUCCAUUUCUGGUAAACAAUAUAUUGUGUUAAAUUUCGUUAUUAACUCAUUUGUCAGUUUCAUGGCUCAUAAUAAUUAAUUAUAAUAAACAGAAUAAACAAGCUAAUGAUUUAUUUUUCUAAGGUCAUAAUAAUGAUAAUGUUUUAAAUAUAAACAAAUUUUAACUAUAUGAUAAUCAACUAUAAUAACAAAAAGUGAAAGGUUAAAUAAAAAUUAUGAUUAUUGUAUUGUCAAUAGAACUUAAAUAUGCACUAUUUGAAAGCACCUUCAAAAAUUGAAUAGUAGAGCAGAUGCAGGCUUAGGGCACAUAAAAGUUAUCAAAUUUUCUCAUAAAUUAUUAAUUUAUAUAGAUAUCUUAAAAGUUGUGAUGAAUUUCAAUUUCCUGUAAUUAUAUCAAUAUCACACAACAAAAUAAGAUUUAGAGACCAGUUUUAAACAAAAAAAAAGUAUGGUUAUAAACUGACAAUUCUACCUUAUUUAAUUUACACCACUUUUGCAGCGGGCAGAACAAA